AUGGCGUCGUCUGAUGGAAGCACACAUGGCAGCAGCUUUGGAACUGGAAGCCUUGGAAGCCAACCCGCGCGGACGCAGCACUCAGUGGAGACGUUCAUCGAUCGGAACUGGCAGUUCGAUCAGGGCCAGCACAAGUCCAGAUGCCGCAUAGAAACGGCUAAAUUUGCUGAGCAAAGCCUUAAGAUGCUUGCCAAGAGCCGUGAACCGGGUGAGCAUGACGGAGCUGUACGGCAGGCUACCAUCGAGCGGCUGCAGGCGCUGCUGCGGGACCCGCAGAUCUUUCCGGCGCCCUCCCGGCUGCAGCUCGUGCCGUACGGCUCCUUCCUGAGCUCGUGCUACAGCCGGAGCUCAGAUCUGGACCUUGCGCUGACGGGGGAGGUGGCGCCUGUGGUAGUCGGGCGGCGGGGGGGAAUUCCGGCCGGAACUGCGGUGCCGCUGGAGCAACUUUCCAGGGAGGAGUGCGUGAUGCUGCUAGUACGGCUGGCGUAUACGUUGGAGGCGCAGCAAUUGACCCACGGGUCGGUGGACCGCAAUCCGCUGGGCGCCCGGGUACCUAUCAUCAAGUUUGAGGCGGUUGGCAGUGGCAUCGAAUGCGACGUUUGCGUCACCACCCGAGGGUGCGACUUCAAGAGCUCCAUCAUGCGGUCGCUGUACAAGUUGCAGCCCUCCCUGGCGCCCCUCAUACAGCUGGUCAAGCUCUGGGCCAAGCACCACGACAUCAACUCGGCGCACUGCUCCACACUGAACAGCUGGAGCCUGGCGCUCAUGGUGGUCUUCAGUCUGCAGAGCUACCCGGGGGGCCACCUCCUCCCGCCCCUGUGGAGGAUCUUCCACGAUGAGGAGCCCACGGGCCCGGCGGGCAAGGGCCGGCCGCUGCAGGACAAGAGCCUCCAGCUGAAUGACAUGCUGGUAGUCGCGGAGAUCAGGUGCACCGAGGAGGCUGAUCACCUCCUGGCCCCCCGGUGGUCGCAAUCCUCCUCCGAGCCUCCGGGGCUGUUGGACCAGCUGCUGUGGUUCCUGUCCUGCUUCUCCACCAUCAUGUGCCAGUGGCGGGACAACUCGGCACAGCGGAACUGGCGGGUGAGUACGUGGCUGGGUCGCGGCUACACGGCCCGCUUCCCCAAGGCCUACGUGGCGGCGGUGGAGGAGCCCUUCGACUGCAAUGACAACACAGCAAGGAGCCUGGGGACCAGGUGUGGUUUGGCUGGAAAUGCGGAGUCGGAGUUUUUCCCGACUCGCCAGACUGCCCUUCGACCGCAACCCCGCCCUGACUCGUCACGCCUUGCCCCCCGGGGACUGUGGGGUCGGGGGACUGAUGAUUUCGGGAACGUGCAGGAGCGCAACGAACACACACUGUCGUACGUUGCGUGGGUAUUCGGCCACUCCCUCCACCUGCUGCGCAACGUGUCGUCUACGGAAGACGCUGCUCGCGCCCUGACCUGGCUGUUCGGUGCGGAGGCCCUUCCGUGCGUCGGACUUGAACGGCUCAAGGUUCCCGCCGGGGUCAUUCAUAAGGACGCUCUGCGGCAGUUGGAGACAAUGGAGGCGGCGAGGGGGGCCUCCAGCAUCCACCCGCACAGACGCACACAUGACGGGGAGACGCAGGCGGAGGACGGGGAGGAGGCCGGCACGAAGUGGGUAGCCGAGUAUCAGAAGCGCCUGGCCAUAAGGGCUUUCAUCGAUGCGACCAAGCAGCAGCAACAGCCGGCCCAGGUGCAGCAGCUGCAGGAGUUGGAUAUUCGGCAGGAGCUGGAGCUGCAGCAGGCGUUGCUGCAGCAGCAGCAGCAGCAGCAGCUAGUGGGUGAGAGUGGUGCGGCUGCCGGCCAAGCCUUCUUAGAAGCACUUCGAGGCGGCUCGCAGGUCAAGGACCAAGCGCUUGCGGCGGCUGACCGGGCACGGGCAGCAACGGAGGCGGCAGCAGCAGCGCUGGCGAAAGUCGGCUUAGGACCGACGGCGCAGCGCGACGCAGCUAAAGCCAAGUUGAGACCUUACUGGUACAUGGUGGGCGAACCGGCGAUUACAUUACAUUACAACGCCGGGCUGGCAGGCGGCGGCGGCGGCGGCGGCAAGCAGUGA
This is a messenger RNA of Volvox carteri f. nagariensis, 2076 nucleotides long. RefSeq lists its product as uncharacterized. NCBI's taxonomy places the organism in Eukaryota, Viridiplantae, Chlorophyta, Chlorophyceae, Chlamydomonadales, Volvocaceae. Gene Ontology annotation, molecular function: nucleotidyltransferase activity. Gene Ontology annotation, biological process: RNA 3'-end processing. The transcript has 14 exons. The record is from RefSeq and is a predicted model, not a curated record. Bases 1 to 2076 code for a protein of 691 amino acids.